Molecule: messenger RNA, 5833 nt
Organism: Dicentrarchus labrax (European seabass)
Lineage: Eukaryota; Metazoa; Chordata; Actinopteri; Moronidae
Exons: 2
Coding region: 781-2412 (543 amino acids)
Source: RefSeq, a predicted model, not a curated record
GAAGAUGCAGAACAACUACUAAUCUGAUCCUGUGGUGAGGUUGUUUAAUCAACUUCUGUUUACAAGGUCAACUACUUUCAAUCACUACAUAGUGUAGCAGUGUAUAAUGUCCACUUCAUUGGCCCACCAAGGAGCCUAACUUAGUCCAGAAUGAAAGUACACAAGACUUACACUAAUACUUCUGGCCAUUUAGUGUAUGUAAAGUCUGCUCUUUAUCAAUGUUGGCUGCAGAGAGGGAAACCCAGAGACAAUCCUCCUUGCACAGCACUCUUAAGCCCGCUUGGUGUUCACUCCUGAUUCAGGAUCAGCAGCACACUUUCACUGAUCAGCAGAAUCGCUGCUGUCGGCUGAGAAUGAAAGACAGAUGAUGUAUACCCGUGAUAUGUCCUAGCUCUCCUAACCACAGUCCAGCACGGUGACAUUUUCCAGAACCAUGGCAACACUGACUGUAUACAGAGUUGGGUACAUGUCGAGGUAACCAGGGUAACGCCAGAGAGUAGUAGCAUGUAGCUAAACGUCAACAUUGAGCUAGCCAGAGAACCGUUACGCUAAUGUUUCCUCCGGCUGCGACUUUUUGUAGUUUUUUUUUUCUGUAGUUCCUCUCAUCCGACUCCUGUAAUCACUUAUAAUUAACAUUUCGGUCAUUUCCACGAUAUUUGCACCGAUUAACCGUCACUUCGGGCCGUUAGCGUUGAUGCAGCACCGCGUGAGUUAGGAUCGCAUUUCAGUGACGUCGCCCUGGGAUUAUCCAAUUAAAUCGCUGGAUGCAAACGACCGUUGAUGACGGUCCUACAGGUUUUUUUCACCCUCUGGUGGUCCACCAUUUUGGGAGUCAAAACACAAAUAGCAGCGCACACCUCCACGCUUCUCCGUGGCCUUACUAUGGUUCACACAUGUGUGGUGGCAGGCUGUAGGAACAGAAGGACACCAGGCACCACCUUAUCUUUCUACCGUUUCCCCCGGGACCCCGAGAGGAAGCAGCGCUGGAUAGCUGCUGUGAACCGAGAGGGCUGGGUGCCGAACGACGGCAGUCGGCUGUGUAGUACUCACUUCAUCUCAGGUAAACAGGUGAAGAAUCCGCGUUCGCCAGAUUAUGUUCCUUCUGUGUUCACGACAGCUCCCUUAUCCCCAGAGAUGAAAGAGCCAGGUGCCUUGGAGAUCCUGGACAAGCAGGAAGCACGUGUGGAGGCAGCCAAUGCCUUGUUGUUCCUGCAGGGCCAGGGCAGGUCUGUAGCGGGGGAGCGGGGCCAGGAAGAGCAUCCUGAGGAGAGGGAGCAGGAGAACGUUGUGGAGGAAAGUGCGUCCUCUUCCCUCAGCACUGAUGAAGACGAUGGCGAGGAUGAUGAAUCUAUGAGUGACAGCAAGAAAGGAAGGUUUGCUCAGACUUCUGAUGCACAGGUGAACUUUGACGACAUCCUGAAGGCCCUGAAGAAGGAGAACCAGACCCUCAGGGAGUCUGUGGAAAAAAUUUCCCUCUCUGAGAGCUCUUUGAGGAACGAUGCAGAGAAAGUAAAGUUUUACACAGGUUUACCCAACUACUUUGUCUUAGAGACGGUCAUGUGGCUGCUGGCACCUCACAUGGACGGGAUGAAAAACAUGAAGCUCUCCAAGUUCCAGCAAUUGCUGCUGACACUGAUGCGACUCCGCCUGGACCUCCGCAACCAAGACCUGGCCUACCGGUUUGGUGUGAAAGUCGGCACGGUGACCAGGACCGUGCACCAGAUGGUCAGCAUCAUGUCCUCCACUCUGGUGCCGACGGCCGUCUUCUGGCCUUCUAGAGCCGAGCUCCGGAAAAACCUGCCGGCAGCUCUGCGCACCUCCCACCCUGAUUGCGCUGUCAUUAUAGACUGCUUCACGGUGCCUUUUGAGGAGCCGGUUUCCCGGGGCAACCAGCAGCAACAGCAGAGGGUGGUGCAAAGCUCUCAGGGGCUGGGGACAAGUUACAAUGUCUUAAAGUAUCUGAUUGGUGUUGCUCCUCAAGGCGUUGUCACCUUCGUCUCCAGGGGCGUGCUGGGAAACGUCACUGACAAGAGCCUGGCUGAGGGCUGCGGCCUUCUGUGCAAGCUUCUCCCAGGUGAUGUCGUACUGGCGAGUCGCGACCUCGACAUUGCCGAUUCUGUGGCUGCUCGCGGAGCCCUGUUUAGGAUUGCUGGCAGCUACCAAGGAGAGGCAUACGGGAGCUCAGAAGACUCGCUACAGGCUGAUGCCUCCUCCGAGACAGUGAGUGUGCAGAGGCAUGUGGACAGGGUGAUCUCCAUGGUGAAGCAAAGGUACGCCAUGCUCACAGGCCCUGUCGAGAGCCCCUUCACCACAGCCUCUGAGCGCACGUCGAACCUCUCAACCUUUGAUAAGAUUGUGCAAGUUGCCUGUGCCUUAAACAACCUGUGCAUCUCUGCUGCUCCACUAGAGUGAUUCGUACAGAAAUGCCUAGUGCUCCUCAAUGCUGGUCAGGCACUUAAGUUCCCUUUACUGCUUUGGACCUUAUUCCAUGUUCUCCCACCACAUCCCUGCGUCAACACUACACCGUGACUCCAGAACUUAUACGUUAUACUCACCACUUUAAUUUACACUUCCAGUGUAUGUGUUUCCCUGUUAUCUAGGUCGGUCUGUACUUGGAGAUGAGAGCACUUCCCCCAAAUCCAGAAGCCACAUUGCUAAGAUGUGAUGUCAUUAAGUUAUGCAACUUACGAAGAAUGGCAGGCUUGCAAAGGAUGUUAUUUUUUUUUUUGUAUUUAGGCUUUGAAUGACAACCAUACGAGUAAAAUGUACCUUUGUUAGCCCGAGGUAUAUAAACUGUAGUUUGGGUGGUGCAGGCAAUGUUCCCACUAAUCCUGUGCCAUGCUAGAGUCUGCAAGUUUUUUUUUUUUUUCAUCCCUAACAAUUACUACAGCAGCUGACUUCACUGAUUACUCCCUCUCUCUGCUGCAGAAGGGGGUUUGUUGGUUAAACCAGCUGUUUUGUUGCCUUGCCCUGCUUAUAAAUCAAGAACAGUACACACAAUUCAAAGAUAUAUAAAACCGGUUAAAGAUUAAGAAAAGCAUGAAUAGUAAAGCAGCUCACAGAUAAGAGUCUCUCCUACUUGAUCUACCAUGCAGGGACUGACACACGUCAUGGUCAACGGGGGUUUUGAGGGAUUACUGGGUGUACACAAACCUUCUUUUUUAGGGGGGCAUUUUUACAUGUUUUAGCCUGCCAGCUAUCAUUAUGGGACGAUUAGCUACCUGUUAGCACAGACAAACAUACCACCCACAGACCGAUUUACUAGCAUAUGGCCAGAGUCUGGUGUUAAUUUAUCUGCUGUGCUCUCUGGCUGUACAGACACAGCUCAUUUCUGGGAGGUCUUGACAAUAGCUUCCUGGUUUACCGCAUUUUUUCAACAGGGCUUUACCGAUACUGAUGAUUUUUACACAAAAUAAACAGCCCUGCCUGCAGAAACCUAAACUGCUGGGUGGUAAAAUAACUGAAAUGGACCAAAAAGAAAACUAGUUUUCACCACAGGUCGGGAUUAACUACAAUACAGCCCUCAUGGAGUGUUAGGCCUGGUGGAUGCUUGUCCACUCAGUGGGUCCAACCUGGGCUGUACAAUGAACAAUGAUGUCAAUAUCUACCACGCCACACUAGGUUUUAAAGAUGUUUGUGCAGGGUUACAUUUUUAUUUCUUUUUAAGUAUUCCAGUGCAGUGUUUUGCCAAAAUGCCUUCUUAUUUAAUACGAUGCUCGAGAUUUCUAAAAGCUGUGCUGGUGAGGAAGGAAAGAUUACUGUUGUUUCCCAUGUUUCCAUGUUCAUUUUCCAUAAGUAUAUGUUGGUCUAACAUCACAUAACAGGGAGCAGGACAAACUGAUUAUACAGUGUGUAGCCACUGACAGUUCUCAAAGAAAAACGUCACAAGCAGGCGCUUGUGUGCUGAAAUUAUGCUCCGUUCUCUUUAACAUGCCUCUGCGAUUCUCUACAGUCACACUGAGUCAAAGUAUCAUUACAUGAGAUACGUUAUAAAAGGAAUGAUUUCCCAAAGGCAACCGGAGUGGGUUUUUUUCCCCCUCAGACACUGAAGUGUUGUUGACAGGGUUUAAUUAACACUUUGUUCAGUUGAGCAUGUCAGCUUCAGCACUUGGAGAAUGUACAUUUAAUUUGUGACUGUGUAAUUCUCAUUGGCUUUGUUCAGUGUGUUCUGUUGUAAUUGACUGUAACCGUUUUUGACCAUGAGAGGAUACCACAGAGACGUUCCUGUUAGUUACAGUACACGCCUGGAGGCUGUUUUUAAGAAAGGUUACCCAGCCGUUAAAACGACUUUUUGGUGUUUUUAAAAGUCAAAUUAAGCUUAAGGAUAUGGGCUUGCACAUGGUCACAUCAACUGUGUUUGAUACACAGUUUGUUUUGAGAAAACAUGUCUUUAUGAUUUUCCUGCAUGAAAAAAGACCCUGCUUAUUUCUUGUCCUCCGUUGCUGGUGCCUUAGUUUAUAAAUCUGGUAGAACUCGGCCUGUGUUUUCUACAAAUAAUAUUUAUUUUUGCAUCAUACAGCUUGCUUCAGAACCUUUUCUGGUUUGGUUAGUGUGCUGAAUGUGCAAAAACAGUCAGCACUCAAAUGUUAACAAAGCAUCCCUCAUCAUUAUUUUAAGUUGUGUGUGUACAGUAAGAAAUGUUCCCAUUCAUUUUGACAUUUUAUAUUAAUCACCUUUCUAUCAUUUAAUGUGUACAAAUUCCAAAUGAUGUCCAGUAAUUAUACAUUUAAGUUGUCCUAUUACAACAGAGGUUCUAGUGCUUUGGCUCAGGGCCUAGAAUUAAUUGGAAACAUUGUUUUAACACAACAGAGACUAACCUGGAUCAGUUCUAUUGCCAGGCUUUAAAAGGUGUUGCUUCACAAGCAGUGUUAGGUUCAGGUAGGCAUGCUGUGGAAGCCCAAAGUGGAAUGUGCCUUUUGUUCUCAGGCUGCUGGAUGUUCCCUUCCACAGGCGGCUGUGUGUCUUUCCAUGUGCUCGCAAUGUAUGCUCUUGUUUCUUAAGUACAUCAGUCGGAUUUUCUCUCCACCCGCGUCUUUUGUUUUAAUUUAUUUUUAGUGUUUUUUUGGUAGCCAUGGUGGUUAUCACUGUCAAUGUCAGCCACCCAGUCGGUCUUCUGUUCACUCCAAAUGAACCAAAAACAGCACAGUUGAUUGGGAAAAUGUAUGAGACAUUGAGUUUUUAACUUCACUGGUGCAUGUGUUUUGUGGAUGAUCAGACAUGCUUUCUUUUCUGAAGUCUUGCUUGUUGCUUAAAGGGUGAAGAAGAACGCUGUUAGACAGGAGAGUUGCUGCUAGACUGAGACUAAUAACUCAAAAGUGGAAGCAAGACUGUGAUGGGUACUUUGACAUAUUUUUCCUUGGAUUUUUCUUACAGCUAAGUUAUGUUUUUCCUUUUUUCUUUUGUUGCUUGUGAACGCAUAAAAUGCAUCACUUCCUGUAUACUAGAGAAGAUUGUUACCAGGUGAGACCUGCCAAAUACCAGUGUGAAAAGUGCUUAAAAGCAAAACCUUUGUGAAGUGAAUGGUUGUUGAAGCAGAAAGAACGAGUUUCCUGCAGUUUUAUAUAAGGCAGAGUUGUUGAUUCUUCCACGAGGCCGCCAAUGGUUGAUGGUUCACAUUUCAUUAACUCCUACUCUAAAAUAAAUAAAGUGCUUAUAGGUUGAGAUAAAUGAAACACAUGUUUUUUUGGUUGUAAACCCAAUAUUAAGUUAUUCCUGUUUAUCUGACACUUCUAUUACCAUGCUAUUUGCCUAUUGUUAUGGAUGCACGUGCUUCCAUGAUUUUUCCUCAUUAUUGCCUCUGUGACUGAAAAAUUAAAGCUUGGGAAAUGGAAAA